AUGUCGGUUGCUGGUGUUGCUCUCAGACCGAUUUUAAAAGAAUCGGCGAAUUCCCAAUUUCACCGGCACGAACGAAUUGCUCGUUGUUCUAGCGAAUCUAUUUUGAUCUACCUUACCGUCGACGGUGCCGUUACGCCGAUUCGUGUUCUGGAAUCCGAUUCUAUUGCUUCUGUAAAAAUGAGGAUUCAAACACGGAACGGUGUUUCGGAGAAGAAGCAAAUGCUGGUUUCGAAUGGUAGAGAGUUGGCGCGGAACAAUAAGCUUGUUAAGGAGUAUGGUGUUACUGCUGGGAAUGUUGUUCAUAUGGUUCUUCGGUUGUCUGACAUGAUUUUCAUUGUUGUGAGGACGACUUGUGGGAAGGAAUUUGAGUUAAAAGUUGAUAGGCAUAGAAAUGUAGCGCAUCUUAAGCAUUGUAUUAAGAAAAAGGGGAAAGGUUUUAUUGAUCUUGUUGAGGAUGAACAAGAGUUUUUCUGCUGUGGCCAGAAGCUUGAUGAGAAGAAAAUUUUCGAUGAUAUUUGUAAGAAUGAUGAUGAUGUUAUUCAUCUCAUUGUUAAGAAAUCCGCCAAAGUUGAGGCUACGGUUGCUCGUAAUAAGGAUUUGGAGCUUUCUGUUGUUGCGGAGGAUUUGAAUCUCAAUGAGCAGAAUCAGAAUGAGAUAGUUCAGGUUUUAGAAGAACAACGCGGUGGUGGUGUUGUUGAUUUUUGGUUAGAGCCGUUUUUUGUUAAUCCUAGGAUCAAUUUUUUGCCUUUCCUCUGGGAUAUGAUAGAUUCAACUUUUAAUGGUUUGAAAAAAGGGAAUAAGCCUGUUAGAUCUUCUGAAGGAACUGGUGGGGCUUACUUUAUGCAAGAUUCAAGAGGUGUGGAAUAUGUUUCUGUUUUCAAACCCAUUGAUGAGGAACCAAUGGCUGUUAAUAAUCCACGUGGAUUGCCGGUCUCGUCGAACGGAGAGGGUUUAAAGAGAGGGACAAAGGUUGGAGAAGGAGCUCUGAGAGAAGUUGCAGCGUAUGUACUGGAUCAUCCAAAGGCUGGCCCACGUUUGGUGUCGGGCGAAGCAGUUGGUUUUGCUGGUGUUCCGCCUACUGUUUUGGUUCAGUGUUUACAUGAAGCCUUUAAUUACCCUAACAAUGGGGAUUGUGGCUCUUUGAUGAUGGAUAGGAAGGUGGGAUCUUUGCAGAAGUUUAUGAGUAAUGAUGGGAAUUGUGAGGAUAUUGGACCUGGUGCUUUUUCUGUGGAAGAGGUGCAUAAGAUCAGUGUGCUUGAUAUAAGAAUGGCUAACGCAGACAGGCAUGCAGGGAAUAUAUUGUUCAGAAAAGAGUCAAGUGGACAGACUAUGCUCAUUCCCAUUGAUCAUGGCUACUGUCUUCCUGAGAAAUUUGAAGAUUGCACAUUUGAUUGGCUUUACUGGCCUCAAGCGCGUCAGCCAUACUCUCCUGAUACAGUUGAUUAUAUAAGCACUCUGGAUGCUGAAAAAGACAUCGAACUUCUGAAAUAUUAUGGUUGGGAUGUUCCAGUUGAGUGUGCAAGAACACUCCGCCUCUCCACAAUGUUAUUGAAGAAAGGGGUUGAGAGAGGUCUCACUCCCUAUGCCAUUGGAAAUAUCAUGUGUAGGGAAAAUUUGAACAAGAAAUCAGUAAUUGAGGAGAUUGUUUUUGAAGCCCAGGAAUCAUUGCUCCCUGGCAUGGAUGAAUCUGUUUUUCUAGAAUUUGCAUCACAGAUCAUGGAUUCCCGCCUUGGUGAGCUUUCGAAAUAG
Molecule: messenger RNA, 1749 nt
Organism: Vicia faba (fava bean)
Lineage: Eukaryota; Viridiplantae; Streptophyta; Magnoliopsida; Fabales; Fabaceae
Source: the annotation of a GenBank genome assembly